AUGUACGCCAAGACUCUACUAUUCCUAGCUGCCGCCGCUCUAGCUCAAGCUCAAACCGCUUCUCAAAUCGCUGAAUUAAACGUCAUCAUUGCCGAUGUUAAGAACAACAUGGGUGACUACACCUCCCUAGCCACUUCUGGUUCUUUGUCUCUAUCCGACUUGCCAGCCGGUAUCAUGCCUCUAGCCAUGGCCGUUCAAACCGCCACUGACGACUCAUACACCACCCUGUACUCUAACGUCGACUUCGACGCCGUCUCCACUUUCUUGACCAAGUUGCCAUGGUACUCUUCCAGACUAGAAGGUGCUAUUGAAUCCGCUACUGCCGGUGCCGCUGGUGAUGACUCCAAGACCACCUCCACUGCUUUGGACCAAGCCACUUCUUCCGUUGCUGCUGCUUCCUCUGCUGCUUCCUCCGUCAGUGCUUCUUUGAUCACCGCCGCUGUCUCUUCCGACGUCUCUGGUGCUGCUGCCACUGAAACCGCUUACUCCUUCAGAAACACUACCGUUACUGUCUGUGAAGCCACUUCUUGUCACGUCACUUACGUCACUGAAACCGUCUGUAACCACCCAGAAAUCUGUCAAGCUAAGACCACCGUCCCAGCCACCACUGUCACCGAAACCAUCUGUACUCACCCAGAAAUCUGUGGUUACAAGAACGGUACUCAAACCUCUGCCGCUAAGAACGGUACUAACAACGGUGCUGGUAAGACCACUGCCGGUCUACAACAACAAACUGCUAACGGUGCCGUCAAGGCCGUUGCUGGUCUAGGUGCUGGUGCUCUAGCCGCCGCUGCUCUAUUGUUAUAA
Molecule: messenger RNA, 807 nt
Organism: Maudiozyma barnettii
Lineage: Eukaryota; Fungi; Ascomycota; Saccharomycetes; Saccharomycetales; Saccharomycetaceae
Product: SRP1/TIP1 family protein
Exons: 1
Coding region: 1-807 (268 amino acids)
Biological process (GO): fungal-type cell wall organization
Cellular component (GO): fungal-type vacuole; fungal-type cell wall
Molecular function (GO): structural constituent of cell wall
Source: RefSeq, a predicted model, not a curated record